Molecule: messenger RNA, 1921 nt
Organism: Nannospalax galili (Upper Galilee mountains blind mole rat)
Lineage: Eukaryota; Metazoa; Chordata; Mammalia; Rodentia; Spalacidae
Gene: Lpl
Product: lipoprotein lipase
Biological process (GO): lipid metabolic process
Molecular function (GO): lipoprotein lipase activity; apolipoprotein binding
Source: RefSeq, a predicted model, not a curated record
UAGGGCCCUCCCCCCAACUUAUGAUUUUAUAGCCAAUAGGUGGUGAGGUUUAUUUGCAUAUUUCCAGUCACUUAAACAGCUGUGGAGUGGGAACCGUGUCAGACUCAAUUCCUCCUUCUCUUCCUCUGCCUUCUCCUCAGAGGAAAUCUGCCUUGCACUCCGCUUUUAAGGGUAACUUGCCCUGAGCCAGACCGCGCUCCAGCCCUCUCUCGCGCCUCUGGUGCAGCCCAGUGUAACCGCCGAUCAGCGCCCUGCAGCUCUGCACAAGUACGCGCCGGGAGAUGGAGAGCAAAGUCCUGCUCCUCGUGGUCCUGAGCGUGUGGCUUCAGAGUCUGACCGCCUCCCGCGGAGGGGUGGCCGCAGCUCGCGGAGGAGGAGAUUUUGCAGAUAUUGAAAGCAAAUUUGCCCUAAGAACUCCUGAAGACACAGUGGAGGACACUUGCCACCUCAUUCCUGGGGUAGCAGAAUCUGUGGCUAACUGCCAUUUCAACCACAGCAGCAAAACCUUCGUGGUGAUCCAUGGCUGGACGGUAACAGGAAUGUAUGAAAGUUGGGUGCCCAAACUUGUGGCUGCUCUAUACAAGAGAGAGCCCGACUCCAAUGUUAUCGUGGUAGACUGGCUCUACCGGGCCCAGCAGCAUUAUCCAGUGUCUGCUGGCUACACCAAGCUCGUGGGAAAUGACGUGGCCAGGUUCAUCAACUGGAUGGAGGACGAAUUUAACUACCCUUUGGACAAUGUGCAUCUCUUGGGAUACAGCCUGGGAGCCCAUGCUGCCGGAGUGGCCGGAAGUCUGACCAACAAGAAGGUCAACAGAAUUACUGGACUGGAUCCUGCUGGGCCUAACUUUGAGUACGCAGAAGCCCCCAGUCGCCUUUCUCCUGAUGAUGCAGAUUUCGUAGAUGUCUUACACACAUUCACCAGAGGGUCACCUGACCGAAGUAUUGGAAUCCAGAAGCCAGUGGGACAUGUUGACAUUUAUCCCAAUGGAGGCACUUUCCAGCCAGGAUGUAACAUUGGUGAAGCCAUCCGUGUGAUUGCAGAGAGGGGCCUUGGAGAUGUGGACCAGCUGGUGAAGUGCUCUCACGAGCGCUCCAUUCAUCUCUUCAUUGACUCCCUGCUGAAUGAAGAAAACCCAAGCAAGGCUUACAGGUGCAAUUCCAAGGAAGCCUUUGAGAAAGGGCUCUGCCUGAGCUGCAGAAAGAACCGUUGUAACAACAUGGGCUAUGAGAUCAAUAAGGUCAGAGCCAAAAGAAGCAGCAGGAUGUACCUGAAGACUCGCUCUCAGAUGCCCUAUAAAGUCUUCCAUUACCAAGUAAAGAUUCACUUUUCUGGGACUGAAAGUGGCACACAGUUCAACCAGGCCUUCGAGAUCUCUCUGUAUGGCACUGUGGCUGAGAGUGAGAACAUCCCCUUCACCCUAGGGAAAAAGUAUCUCAUCUGCAGAAGGGAAAGGACUCCGCAGUAUUUGUUAAAUGCUAUGACAAGUCUCUGAAGAAGUCUGGCUGGCUCUAGGACGCGGGAUCGUAAGGGCAGGCCCAAGGCUUGUCAAAAAAACCCCAAGAUGGAGAACAAGUGCAGUAAGAUGGGUGGCUGUUCUGUCUCCGAACAACUGCUGGCUGGUUGUUACCUGACCUUUAAGGCUAAUCCAGAUGGCAGCUGGCAGAGGAAUCUUUCCAGAACAUCAGAGCUAAGUGGAGACCAAGCAUGUGACCUUCCGUCUCCCCUCCCAAGUCCACAGGACAUGGCAUUUUCAUUCUUCCCUUUGCUCCUCUGUCAGACACCAAGUGCUAAGGGGUUACAGGUGUAAAAAGGGGAAUGUUAGAUCAUGUCAUACAAGUGUGUGACACACAAUGUCUGGAGCUGAACAUAGUCACCUGAAAAUGGAAAAAACAAUCACUUUUUGUUUGUCCUCUUUUCUAA